Neopelma chrysocephalum (saffron-crested tyrant-manakin) is the source of this 831-nucleotide messenger RNA. It is a transcript of the gene PRR29, whose product is annotated as proline rich 29. The record is from RefSeq and is a predicted model, not a curated record. Lineage: Eukaryota; Metazoa; Chordata; Aves; Passeriformes; Pipridae. The transcript is spliced from 6 exons. The coding region runs from base 1 to 831 and encodes 276 amino acids.
AUGCAGCUGGUGGAGCAGCCGUGGCAACGAUCCCGGCUCCUGCUGCGGAUCCGCUCCCCCAUCGCCCGAGCCAUGGAAAGGGGGACAGCGGGAGACCCUCACGGGGCCCAGGGGGACCCUCCAGCAGGGACCUACUUCAUCCCACACAGGCCCCGAUCCCUGCGAUGUCCCCAGGGAGCCGUGCCGGUGUCCCAGCAGCCCGUGAUGAUCCUCCAGCAGCUUCCAGGGCCCGGGGCUGUCCUGGCCCCCCCCGCGGGACCCCCGCCCGUCCGGGGAGAUUUAAUCGAGUUGAUGAUGAUUCAAAACUCCCAAAUGCACCAGGUGCUGAUGAACAGCCUGGCCAUGUCGGCACUGACGUCCUUCGGCUUUGGCCCAUCCCCAGCCACUGCCCAGGCGCUGGCGAUGCCUUUGCAGCCCGAGGAGGAGGAGGAGGAGGAGGCUGUGGUUUUCCACCAUCACUACAUCCCCUACCCAGGUCCUGUUCCCAUCCCGCCGUGGCUGGACCCGGAGCGGGAUCGGGGUCCAGGGGCUGUGCGGUUCCUGGGCUCCUUAGCUGAGGAUGAGGUCAGUGUGGUGCCCCCUCCUCCACCCCCCAGUGCCACCGGCACCGUGGGACCCAAUGUCCCGCCAGCAUCAGGUAAGGACACGUUCUCCCCAUGUCCCUCAACGAGGAACAUCUUCCCUGGCUUUGAUCAGCCAGGCAGCCCCACCGAGGCUGAGCCUUCCCUGCUCCCUGUAUCCAUCCGAUCCAGGGCGGGACAUCCCUUGCACAUCCUCCAGCUCCUCCCUUUCCCCACAGAGUACUACAGCGUGCUGGAGGAGAGGCUGUGA